Messenger RNA from Aspergillus pseudotamarii, 14049 nucleotides. It is a transcript of the gene tom1, whose product is annotated as E3 ubiquitin-protein ligase TOM1. Gene Ontology annotation, biological process: response to oxidative stress; proteasome-mediated ubiquitin-dependent protein catabolic process; protein polyubiquitination. The coding region runs from base 1 to 14049 and encodes 4682 amino acids. Lineage: Eukaryota; Fungi; Ascomycota; Eurotiomycetes; Eurotiales; Aspergillaceae. The record is from RefSeq and is a predicted model, not a curated record. Gene Ontology annotation, molecular function: oxidoreductase activity, acting on paired donors, with incorporation or reduction of molecular oxygen; peroxidase activity; heme binding. The transcript has 21 exons.
AUGACAGAGCAAGAGAGUAAUGGUGGUGUGAUCAAUGGACUAGGAAAGACUGUUUCUCAACUUGAAAAGGUCGUGUCUGCAUCACUACGGCCGCUGCCCACCGAAACAGGGGAUGGAUCUUAUGUGAAGGAGUCAAAUAGCACGGGAAUUGUCAGAGAUCUGGGCCGUAUGGAUUUCAGCGAUGUCAAGACGAUCGUGGAACUCACCAAAAAUGCCACCACGGGAGAGCCUCUCAAUGAUAAGCAUUAUAUAAUGGAGCGAUUGAUCCAGCUUACCUCUGCACUUCCUUCCACCUCUCGGGUCGGAAAGGAGUUGACAAAUGCCUUCCUCAACCAGCUAUGGAAAGAUUUGGAACAUCCCCCGGUUUCGUACCUUGGCCGCGAAUACUCGUAUCGAGAAGCAGAUGGUUCAGGCAAUAACGUUUUGUGGCCUCAUAUUGGAGCUGCUCGCUCUCAUUACGCGAGAUCCGUUCGGCCAAAGACAUUGCAAUCUCCUGCGCUCCCGGACCCAGAAACGCUUUUCGAUUCGCUUUUGGCACGCAAAGAUUUCAAGGAACACCCAAACAAGAUUUCUAGUAUUCUGUUCUACAUCGCCUCCAUUAUUAUCCAUGAUCUAUUUCAAACGGACCGCAACGACGACACGAUUUCCUUAACAUCUUCAUAUCUCGAUCUUUCGCCGCUGUAUGGGAAUAACCAAGACGAGCAGAACCUUGUCAGAACCUUCAAGGAUGGAAAGCUCAAGCCGGACUGUUUCUCCACUAAGCGUGUACUCGGGUUCCCCCCGGGUAUUGGCGUAAUAUUGAUCAUGUUUAACCGAUUUCACAACUACGUCGUUGAGCAGCUGGCGUCAAUAAACGAAGGCGGCCGUUUCACCAAGCCGGAUGAAGCAAACACCAAGGAAUACGCAAGAUAUGAUAACGACCUGUUCCAGACCGGUCGGCUAGUAACCUGCGGCCUCUAUGUUAACAUAAUCCUCAAAGACUACGUCCGAACAAUCUUGAACGUCAACCGAACUGACAGCCUUUGGAGCUUGGAUCCUCGUGCUGAAAUGAAGGAUGGUUUGCUCGGCGAAGCAGCCGCUCAGGCCACAGGUAACCAAGUCUCGGCUGAGUUCAACCUCGUGUACAGAUGGCAUUCUUGCAUUUCCCAGCGUGACGAGAAGUGGACGGAAGAUUUGUACAAAGAUAUGUUUCCUGGAAGGGACCCGAGCAGUGUCUCCCUGCAGGAGUUUGUACGAGGUCUCGGAAAAUGGGAGGCAGAUCUUCCAGAGCAACCCCAAGAUCGUCCAUUUGCUGGCUUACAGCGCAAGCCUGAUGGAUCCUUUGACGAUGACUGUCUCGUUAAAAUCUUUGAGGACAGUGUUGAGGACUGUGUAGGCGCAUUUGGUGCAUCUAAUGUUCCAACGAUCUUCAAAAGCAUCGAAGCUUUGGGUAUUAAACAAGCUCGCUCCUGGAAUUUGGCUACCUUGAACGAGUUCCGGAACUACUUUAACCUGACCCCUUAUAAAACUUUCGAGGAGAUCAAUCCUGACCCUUUCAUAUCUGAUCAGCUCAAGCGACUGUAUGAUCACCCAGACCAUGUGGAGAUCUACCCCGGUGUUAUCGUCGAGGAUACCAAGGAAGCCGUGAUCCCUGGAAGUGGCUUGUGUACCAACUUCACAAUUUCAAGAGCCAUUCUCUCCGACGCAGUUGCCUUGGUUCGAGGCGAUCGCUUCUACACGGUCGAUUUCACCCCGAGGCAUCUUACAAAUUGGGCCUUUAGCGAGAUUGAACCUAAAGAUUCAGUCGAUCAAGGCCAAGUGUUCUAUAAGCUUGUGUUGCGGGCAUUCCCGAAUCAUUUCAAGGGAAACUCAAUCUACGCACAUCUCCCUUUGGUUAUUCCAUCUGAAAACAAGAAGAUACUGACAAAGCUUGGGUUUGCCGAGAAAUACAGCUGGGACAAGCCUGGUUACACUCCCCCACCUAAGUUUAUUAACUCUCAUUCGGCUUGUAUGUCAAUAUUGUCUGAUCAAGAGACAUUCAAGGUCACAUGGGGCUCAAAGAUUGAGUUUUUGAUGCACCGUGGCAAACAGCCUUUUGGCAGAGACUUUAUGUUGUCCGGGGAUAGGCUUCCGAAUGCCGCAUCGCGCAAAAUGAUGGGAGCUGCUUUGUACCGGAAGAGAUGGGAAAAUGAAGUCAAGUCAUUCUAUGAGGACAUAACUCUGAAACUUCUGGACAGGAAUUCUUACAAGAUUGCUGGGGUCAAUCAAGUUGACAUUGUACGAGACAUUGCAAAUCCCGCUCAGGUUAAUUUCUGCGCAAAUGUUUUCUCAUUGCCCUUGAAAACCGAAUCUAACCCGCGGGGAGUCUUCACGGAAUCCGAGCUCUACCAAAUCAUGGCUGUUGUUUUCACCUCAAUCUUCUACGAUGCGGAUCCUGCGAACUCGUUUGAACUUAACCAAGCUGCCCGGGAAGUGACGCAACAGCUUGGACAGUUGGCAAUGGCUAAUGUCGAGCUUGUCAACAAUACUGGGUUCAUUGCGAACCUAGUGAGUAGUUUACACCGACAUGACGUGCUCAGCGAAUACGGUGUCCAUAUGAUCCAACGCCUCCUUGCCAGUGGACUGCCAGCGGAUGAGAUUGUAUGGACUCAUAUUCUGCCAACGGCUGGGGGGAUGGUAGCAAACCAGGCGCAGCUUUUUUCACAGUGUCUUGACUAUUACCUUUCGGAGGAAGGCUCGGUCCAUUUGCCUGAUAUCAAACGGCUGGCGAAGGUUGAUGCGCCGGAAACGGACGAAUUACUGUUAAGAUACUUCAUGGAAGGCGCUCGGUUACGGUCUUCCGUGGGACUACCUCGGAUGGUGGCCAAGCCCACUGUUGUUGAAGACAACGGCGAAAAGCUAAACCUCAAGGCAGGGCAACACAUUCUCUGCAAUUUGGUUUCCGCUUCCAUGGACCCGACAAGUUUCCCAGAGCCUGAUAAGGUCAGGCUUGACCGCGAUAUGGAUCUCUACGCUCAUUUCGGUUUUGGUCCACAUCAGUGUUUAGGUAUUGGGCUUUGUAAGCUAGCGCUUACCACCAUGCUCAAGGUCAUCGGACGCUUGGAUAAUUUGCGCCGUGCCCCAGGGCCUCAGGGGCAGCUGAAAAGGUUGUCUGGGCCUGGUGGAAUUGCAAAGUACAUGACUCCAGACCAAAGCGGAUUUUCCCCCUUCCCAACGAGCAUGAAGGUUCAAUGGGAUGGUGAAUUGCCGCGAGUGGAGAGAGUGAAUCCGUCCGAAAAUUGGAAAGGUGAUCUAUAUCAUUGGAUCAAUGUCCUGAACCGCUUCGACGAGAUCUUGGCUGCCGCCAAUGAGAAAUAUGGUUUAAAUAAUGGCCCUCAAACUAAGCCGUUCAGCAGACAUGUUCUAGUGGACUCAUAUGCAAGCGAUGACAACAAGCCAGGCCCGGAGGAUAUCGAUGUUAAGCUAACCGCUCUUGGCUAUGGUGUAGAGGGUGACAGAGAGCUCUUGGAAGCAAUUCUCGACUUUUCCAGAUUACUGUUGGAUAAGUGCGGUAAUCGCAGCCUGUAUAGCAGCAGCGAACGGCUAGGGGAACUUCUGAAUACUACGUCACUCUGUCUCCUUCAGUCUACGCUUCGUUUGUCACUCUCUUUGGCUCAACGAUAUCAUUCUCGCCAGCGGGGUAGUACCCACCUCCAACAGAGCCUGCUGGCAGCCCACUUUAACAUCGAUCUGGAAAAACUGCAAAAGAUUGCUGCGCCCUUCCCGCGCCCUUCCGUAUCCAACAAGACACCUGUAUCCCCUCCUGUUGGCGUUAAGGGCAAGGAGAAACCACCCCAAACCAAGCACGAUGCCAACGACCUAGUUACGCUUGUGCGCGAAAGUGAGGGCUGGGAAGAGUGGGGUCAUGUACAUCUGCUUUAUUAUCCGUCUGGCACUUCAGACCAGGCGAAGGCGACGUCGGAGGCCGUACAUGGUGGGCUGCCGACGCAAGCUCCCACCACACCAACACCUCUGCGUAGAAGUCAUACCCACCCCACGCCUCGUUUGAGCCGCACAUCGAUCAUGGAGGAUUCUCCUAGCUCUGCCGCGAAUACCCCCUCAGGGAAACUGGAAGAAGUGACAAGGGGCGGGAAGGUUCUUGAUAUUCCUUACUCUAGGAUCUCUUCCUCGACACCCGAUAGUCUUGUUGCAUCGCAUGCAGAAGAGUUACCUGAAGACUCCAAGUAUGAUCUGCUCCACAGAAUUCGGACGGCACAGGGGCUGGCAACAUCUCCUUCUAGCCGCGAACAGAUUCUUACAAUCAGAGUGCUUGCUAUUACCAACUUAGCAUACGUAUAUCCCGAGUCGCUAUUUCAACAGAAGAUCCUCCAGUACGAUAUGGAACAGCCAAAACGUCUGCAGCUGGCUUUUCAACUGGGCGAGCUGGUUCAUCUAGGCGCAAGUGGUGAUCUUUCAGUCUCCCGAGGUGUACAGACAUUGGUGCUCCAGGCUCUUGACUCUUUGGCUAAGCACAAAGCACGAGCAAUCGACGUCUGUGCCGCGUUAAGCGUUAAUGUAAACCAUGGUGUUCUCAUGUUCCUGACCCGGAAGGCUGUCAAUGAACUAGGCUCAGAAGACAAUAAGACGGAUGAUGGUAGUCAGGAUGAGUGGCGGGAUGCGUUACUUGCACUUCUGCGAACACUUCCAGGCUCAAGCACGAGGACACCGGAGACCCUUGUUUCUGCUGGCCUAAUUCCGAUGUUUGUCGAUGUGUUGAACCUCCGAACUGAGAAAGCUCGUCGUGUUUAUUCUCGAAUUAUGGAAUUCCUCGAUACCUUUGUCCACGCGGUUCGUGAUGCGCUUGGGACUCUCACCACAGCCAAGGGGUUUGACGCAAUCUCGGAUUUAAUCGAUUUCGAAACCAAAACUUCCUUUGAGAAUGUAUCCCGCGGCGCAGGAAUCCCUUCUCACCACAAGACCCCAUCAAUUGAUUAUCAGAUCCCGUAUUUCCAGCAGCAGACUCUCAGGUGGAUGUUCCGGUUCGUCAAUCAUAUCAUGCAGCAUAAUGGCGGUGGCUUUGAUCGGGUCCUUCGGAAUUUGAUUGACUCCCCUCAACUGCUGACGUCCCUUCGUUUGGUCUUUGAGAACGCCUGUGUCUUUGGAUCUCAUGUCUGGAGCAAUGCAGUCAAUAUCCUUAGCAGUUUCAUUCACAACGAGCCCACCAGUUAUGCAGUCAUUGCUGAAGCUGGUUUGAGCAAGAGCUUCUUACAAGCUGUCACACACAGUGACAUAAAGGCGCAAGAGAAGCUACCUAUUGAUACCGAGGGUGCUGAAGUUGAAGGGGAAUCAUCCGCUAGAUUGUCCGAGGUCGAGACUAGGCAGUCGGGUAGUGAGCCACAGAAGACCCGGGAGUAUGAACUGGCAAGGUCGAAGGAUGUAAAGUUAGCCUUGGGUAUCAUGCCCGCAGCGGAAGCUUUAUCAUGCAUUCCUUCGGCUUUCGGAGCUAUUUGCCUUAACUCAUCUGGACUUGAACUCUUUCAGUCAUCCCACGCACUGGAAAGCUUUUUCGAAAUCUUCGAAAACCCCGAGCAUGUGAAAUGCCUGAAAGAUGAUCCCAAUCUCUUAGUGCGACAUCAUCCUGCGCUGAAGUCAACAAUCAUGGCUGCCGUCAUUGUGAUGGUCGCACGUGUUGGCUUUUUGUGCAGGAGUAAGGCUUGGUCGGACGGUAUGGGAUCCAAGCUGUGGAAAGAUAACUCCCAGGGAAAGCCGGUCCUUUCCGGUCCAGCAUAUCACCUGUUUCGAAGGAUUGGUGGCACGAGAGUCGCUGGGGAUAUUGCACCGUCGGAUCUUGACGGUGGCACCAUGAAAACCGGCGAUUUAAGCCAUGACGUCGACUCUACGGGCCUCACUGUUACAGACUACCUUUAUCCCGUAUUACGAUUCUUAGGUGCUUUCUUUGAAAAUCAAUCGAACUGCACCUACUUUAUCGAAUGUGGUGGUGUUGAAUUCGUUUUGGAUAUUGCGACUCUGCAGAGUCUUCCAUUCGAUUUCCAUAACACUGACGCUAACCAGGAGCUCACUGUUUUGGUGCACAUGUUGGCGGAAACGAAGCCUCACCUUGUCUUGCCCGGGCUUGUUGAUCGCGCAGAGCAGAUUGUGGAACAACUAUCUGAGUUCUGGCGCUUGUCGGGACCUCGGGAAUCAGGCUUCUUCACUCCUCUGAUCAAGCCACCUCUUGAGAGAGAGUCCAAGGAUCAAGACGACAAGUCCUGGGAACUCGCUAAAGAUAAUGGGACAUACUUCGCUAAGAAUAUGGUAGCUGCACUUAUCUUAACGGAUCUUCUCCGCGAACAGACUUCUGCAUUUGCACAAGUCAAUCUAGCCGAUCGUUAUUGUUCUCUUAUCGGACGACUUGGGGGCUUGCAUGCGGCUUGCGUGUGGGAGGAAAUUCUACUAGAGAAGAAUAUACCUGACACUUGGGACCAGGCAACGAAAGUGCAGCUACCUGGUCCGGGUUCAGAAAAACCCAAUGAAUCUUCGGGGCCCGCAAAUGCAGAACCAAGCUUAGCUGUGCCUGCGCCCCUUCGCGAAAGUUCGGCUGCGAGUGAGCCUGCUCAAUCAGGUAGUAGCGUAGCUUUUAAGAAUGUCCAAGCGCUUCGCUACCUUCUUAGCUCCUUGCCUUCUUCAAUAACAGGUUUCUUCCAUAACUUGGGCCUUGGUCUUAUUGGAAAGCGGCGGAUAGAUCUCUACCAGAAGCAGAAUGCAACUUCGGUGGCUGAGGCCAUUGCCAGCGCUGUGCUCGAGCAACUCCAGUUCACGCCCCCGAAUACUAGCGGCAAUCACAAGCUCCGAUUUGCGUACCUGAUUGUCAUCCUGUCCUCAUUCUCGCAUUUGCUUUUUGAAGCUACUGCAGAUCGCCCGCAUUCUCAUUAUCUCACUCUCGUUCUCUUCGCAUUCAAACGAAUCCAUGGUUUGAAGGCCAUGAAAGAUAUCUGCGACGUCUUCGUGCGUGAGGUCAAGACUCUCACACCUCCUGAAUCGGUGCCUGACUCUGAGAAGGACGUGUCAGCUCGACUUACAUCUGCUUAUGGAGGUAUCAAGAUAAUACUUAGCUUUUUCUCUGAGCUUGCCUCGGGCAAGAACAUUGUCGAGUCUAGUCAAACUCAGGCCAUGACGAGCAGUGAUCGGGACCGGGACCGUCCCGACUACUUCCAACCUGGCCAAUUCCUGGUUGAUCUUCGGAUGGAAAUAUUGCCAAUGGCUCGGGAUUUGUGGAAUUCUGAUUUUGCUACCCGGUCUUCAAGUUCCGUUAUCAAGUGCUUGGUGGAUAUUUUGCGCUCAUCGCUCGACGGCGAAUAUGAAACGGGGGCCGCUCAGCGCUCUAAUCUACCACCCGCAUUGGCUGAGGUGUCUAGGAGGAAACUAGUUAUCAACAGGGAUCGUGUCACCGCUUUGCAGGCAAAAGAUUUCGAUCUAGAAGUUGUAAAGGAGGCCCUGUACCGCUGCAACAAUCAGUAUGCCCCAGCUGAAGAAUACUGCAAGGCACAAGACUGGUUACUACCUGCUCCGAGAAUACCACCACCUCCUAACGACAUCGAGUCUGUUCGAACAUCAGGUGGUGAGUCCUCCGAAGACCCGGUCGUUGGAGACGCCUCGCCUUUCGAGAACCGGUUCCUCGACCGUUCGACACUUGCAAUGCUUAUAGCACAAGCUUCUGGCCGAUCGGAUGACAUGCCUCGUCAGGAACAAGACCAGGGGGCGCCAGUCGAAACCGAAGUCAGACAUGGCUCUGAAUUCCUAGCUCGAGCAUUGAGUCAUAUUCUCAACGAUGACCAUAGCGCAGUCGACAGCGACCGGGAAGAUUCCUCUAUCAGUAACACCCGUAACCUCAAUCCUAGCGGGGGAGAUCCUUCAGAGCCUUCAAACCAUCCGAUAGACCCAUCCUCUGAGCAGCGAACGGAACAACCGACAAGACGACACGAAGUUACCACGGUCGAAGAUUUAGACAGGGAGCGUGAGAAAGUCCGGUCGAACCUGAUUGAGCGCUGUCUAGAUGUCCUAAAUGAGCACCAUGACGUGUCCUUCGAAUUGGCUGACUUGAUCGCUUCUGCGACGAAGAAGCACCGUGAUCCUGAAAGCUUCCGGAAGGAGGUUGGGGAGAUCCUUGUCCAAUCUCUUGUUUCUUUACAAAUGGAGAACUUUCAAGCAGCUGGGAAGAAGGUGGCUGCUUAUGCCCAUCUCCUCGCGCUAGUAGUCCAAGAUAGAGACAUGUAUAACGCUACACUGGAGGAACUGAAGGAGUGUUUCACUACAUUCCUCGGGUUUAUCUCUGUGCCUUCCGAGAAGUCUUCGGAUGAGUCCUUCCCGUGGAUCGGGCAUGUCCUACUGGCCCUGGAAAAACUACUCUCUGACGACGCUCAACCUCCCCAAAUUCGAUGGAAUAUGCCUGAUAAUGAGAAUCCAGGCGCGGAGGAUGAUACUCCCGCUCAGUUAGAGGAGCCUCUUAUUUCCAAUGAACAGAAGACGCAGCUUUUCGAGGCUCUUGUCGAAAUUCUUCCCAGAGUUGGAAAGGAUGACACCCUAGCACUUUCUGUUUGUCGAGUUCUUGUUAUACUAACUCGAAAUCGCAGCAUUGCCACCCGCCUGGGUGAGAAGCGUAGCUUACAGCGCCUUUUUGUGAUGAUGAAGCAGCUUUCAAGCACCACAAAUGAAAAGCUCCAGGGUGCAUUCAUGUUGAUUUUAAGACACAUAGUCGAAGACGAGGACACCAUUCGACAAAUAAUGAGAAGUGAGAUCGUCGCGAACUUUGAAUCGAAAUCCUCUCGCCAGAUCGACACAACCGGCUUCGUACGGCAGAUGUAUCACCUCGUCCUCAGGUCGCCGGAAUUGUUUGUGGAAGUCUCCAACGAAAAACUGAAACUGCAACGAUAUGAUAGCCGGCAACGCCCACAGGUUCUCACCUUGAAAUCUGAUAAGAAUACUGGCUCGGACAAAGAAACGGCCCAUGAUACUGCCGAAAACGCGAAAGGUGGUAGCCAGGCUUCAGCCGAUGCCCAGCCGGAGGAUAAAGACAAGGGCAAAGGGCCAGAGUUAAAACCGCCUGUUGUAGAGAAUCCUGAUGGCGUCAUCCACUAUCUGCUUUCGGAGCUUCUAUCUUACAAGGAUGUAGAUGACAAGGAACCUUCGACAGAGGCUAUAGAAACAUCUGCGCCUGAACAAUCGGAAACCCAAACUGAUGUGGAGAUGGCUACUGAUGAACCUUCACCCUCUGUUUCUACCACUGAUUUGCAGGCCACACGUAACACUAAGAAAGCAGAGAAACCGGCGUUCAAGGCGGAUGACCACCCGAUCUAUAUAUACCGCUGCUUUCUUCUUCAAUGCUUAACUGAGCUUCUUUCGUCGUAUAACCGGACCAAGGUGGAGUUUAUCAACUUCUCUCGCAAAGCGGAUCCACUUGCAACUACUCCUUCGAAACCUCGAUCGGGUAUCUUGAACUACCUGCUCAAUGCUCUCGUCCCCAUUGGUACCAUGGAGCAUGAUGAGUCUGUGGCGUUCAAGAAGCGCGCCAACACAUCGGCUUGGACGAUGCGUGUGCUUGUAGCGCUGUGCACGAAAACCGGCGAGUUUGGUGGCACUGGCAGACGCCGAAGCGAGCAAAACUCGAAUGAAGAAGACGAGCCUGAGCUUGCCUUCGUGCGGAGUGAAACGUCAGAUAUCUCUACUCUCGGAGAAACGGAGGAAGAUGAAAUAUCCUCUGCUACCUCAGUUUCUGAUCUGGAAGAUGACCGCGAAGAGACCCCUGACCUUUUCCGUCAUUCCACCCUGGGCAUGUUAGAGCCUCGUCAUGAAGAAGAAACUAGCUCCGAAGAAUCGGAUGAAGAAGAUGAUGGGAUGUAUGACGACGAAUAUGAAGACGAAAUGGAUUACGAGGAAGACUUGCCCGAAGAUGAUGGCGAAGUCGUAAGUGAUGAUGAAGACGAGAUCGAGGGUGUUGGUCCCAUUGAGGGCCUUCCUGGCGAUUCCGGCAUGGACAUAGAGGUUGUCAUUGAUGAUGACGAUGACGACGAUGAUGAGGAUGAUGAUGAUGAUGAAGACGAAGAUGACUCCGAUAUGGAGGACGAUGAGAUCCUCGCUGGAGAGAUAACAGGGGAUCAAGACAAUGAGAGCUUAGAGGAAGGUGAUGAUGAUGAAUGGGAGAGUGAAGAGAUGUCCGAAGAUGAUGAAGAGGCUGAGAUCAUGAAUCAGUUAGAGGACGAGCUGGAUGGUAUCAGGCAAGUGGAUCAGCGUCAAGGGCAGAGAUUUGAUGAUUUGUUCCGGGUACUUAAUGAAGCUGCCGGAGGUGUUGAGGAUCUUCAGGCUCCUGACAGUCUUGAUGACAUUGUUGACGAUGAUUUGAACGAUGAUGAUGAAGAUGAAGAAAUCGAUGAGCUUGAGGAGGAACUUGAAGAUGCCGAUGAAGAUCAAGGAUCUUACCAAGGCUUUGACGAUGAUGAAGACCUCAUUGAACCAUGGGGCUGGGAUGGCGACGAGGCCCCAAUGCCCCGUGGACACCAUCAUCACCGCUACCGUGGUCCUCAGCCAGGAUGGGCUGCGGUUACAGGUAUAAUGCCCAGCAGCGGCCGGCAUGGAAUCGUUCCUAUUCAACCCUACCGAUUCCACCGUACUCAGAUUCCUGCCCGUGGUAAUGAUGAUGGGACAAACCCUCUUCUUGUCCGGACAGACCGUGGCCCCGAGGCUGGCCAAUCUCGCGGACCUGGCAAUGAAGCUUUUACCGACUGGGUUCAUGGCAUGGAACCCGUAUCCACUGGACGCCUGCUCCCUAUGGACAGCCCAGCUCUGCCCGAGGAGCUUAGAGAAGAAGUAAUCAUGCAACAACUUGCAGAGCAACGUUCUCAGGCAGCUGCAGCUGGCGAAGAGCCCAGUGAGAUUAACCCGGAGUUCCUGGAAGCUUUACCCCCAGAGAUUCGGGAAGAGCUGUUACAGCAGGAAGCUGCUGACCGUCGCCGUCGGGAGCGGGAAAGUGCACGCAGACAAGCAACCUCUGGUGGCGCUCCUACCCGCGCUGAAGACAUGGAUGCUGCUAGUUUCCUUGCUACCCUGGACCCUUCAUUACGGCAAGCCGUACUCGCUGACCAACCCGAGGAGAUACUAGCAACGCUGGGGCCGGAAUUUGUCACCGAAGCACGAGCUUUACCUGGAAGGCGCCUGACCCAAUUUGGUGAUAUUGCCAGAGUUGAUCAUCGGCAACGAAAUGAGCCAACCGACGAACAAGAACCAAAGAAGCAACAGCGGCGUCAGAUCGUCCAAAUGCUUGACAAAGCUGGUGUUGCUACAUUGCUUCGCCUCAUGUUUAUGCCACUCCAGGGCAAUGCACGUCAUCAGUUGAAUGAUAUUCUGCAUAACGUGUGUGAAAACCGUCAGAAUCGGGUUGAAGUAAUUAGUCUUCUACUUUCUGUCUUGCAGGAUGGAAGCUCAGAUGUUUCUGCAAUCGAGCGCAGUUUUGCUCAACUUUCGCUCCGGGCCAAACCUUCCUCGGUCCAGAAGACCCCGCAGUCUGUCAAGCGCAAUCUGGCCUUCCAAACCUCUUCGAGUGUCAGCAAUGAAGUGACUCCAAUAAUGGUGGUACAACAAUGCCUCGGGACUCUUUCGUUUCUGUCUCAGUACAAUCCUCAUAUCGCGUGGUUUUUCUUGACUGAGCAUGAUCCUUCAUCUACAUUGAAGUUGAAGGCCUUCCGCAAAGGCAAGAGCAAGGAAAACAAGGCUAAUAAGUUCGCCCUUAAUGCGCUACUUACUCUUCUUGAUCGGAAAUUGAUUAUGGAAAGCCCGAAUUGUAUGGAGCAGCUUUCUAGCCUCCUCAGCAGCAUCACACAGCCGCUCACCCUGCUACUUCGCCGUGAGAAGGAGAAGCAAGAGGAAGAAGACAAGGGCAAAAAGCCUGAAACAGCAGAGGAUGACAGACCGACUGAGGAGCAGCAGCAGCAGCAACAGGAGCAACCGCCUGAUGCUGCAGAGCCUACGACCUCUGCUACAGAUACAACGAUGACAGAUGCUCCUCUACCCAGUGUAGAGAACACCGAAGCGCAAAGCGCAAUGGCGCAGCCUGAGGAGGGUACAUCAGCAGAACCCUCUAAAUCAGAGACAGAAAAGGGUUCGACUGAAGAUGAGAAACAUAAAAAGAAGUCUAUAGAGCCACCAGUUGUUCCAGAUCACAACCUGCAGCUUGUUGUCCAUAUUCUUGCUGCUCGCGAGUGCAACGGCAAAACUUUUAGGGAAACGCUCUCGACAAUUAACAAUCUUUCAGCUAUCCCUAAGGCCAGGGAUGUGAUUGGGAAUGAAUUAGUACAUCAAGCACAGGACUUGAGCACCACUAUCUUAACGGACCUGGAUGAAUUAUUGUCUCAUAUUAAUCAAGCCCGGACUGGCACCGACAUGCAGGGCUUGGCUCUGGCUAAAUUCUCUCCAGCUAGCUCUGAUCAAGCGAAACUGUUACGUGUGUUGACGGCACUUGACUACUUGUUUGACCCUAGUCGAUCGGAUAAGGCCAAGGGAGGUGAUUCCGAGCAGACAGCUAAGGAGGAUGUCCUACAGACCUUGUACGAAAGUUCUACAUUCGGGCCCCUCUGGACGAGGCUGAGCGAAUGCUUGACCCUUAUACGGCAGAAGGAGAAUAUGCUGAACGUCGCAACAAUCCUCUUGCCCUUGAUCGAAGCAUUGAUGGUCGUCUGCAAAAACACCUCGCUAAAAGAGACUUCCCUUUCUCGGAAUACUCGAGAGCUGUCUGUAUCUAGCACUUCUAUCGGCGCUGGUUUGAAUAUGGAGAGUCUCUUCUUCAAAUUCACGGAGGAACAUCGCAAGAUACUAAACGAACUUGUUCGUCAGAACCCGAGGUUAAUGAGCGGCACUUUCUCCUUGCUUGUCAAGAACCCGAAGGUCUUGGAGUUUGAUAACAAGCGCAAUUACUUCACACGUCGUAUCCAUUCCCGUGGUGCAGAGCCUCGUCAUCCUCACCCUCCCCUUCAGCUCUCUGUUAGGAGAGAUCAAGUGUUUCUUGAUUCGUUCAAAUCCUUAUACUUCAAGACAGCGGAUGAGUUGAAGUAUGGCAAGUUGAAUGUGCGCUUCCACGGUGAGGAGGGUGUUGACGCAGGAGGCGUGACCAGAGAAUGGUUUCAAGUUCUCGCACGCGGCAUGUUCAAUCCGAACUACGCUUUGUUUAUUCCUGUUGCUGCCGACCGGACUACCUUCCACCCCAAUCGCCUGAGCGGUGUGAACUCGGAGCAUCUUAUGUUCUUUAAGUUCAUUGGACGAAUCAUUGGCAAAGCUCUGUACGAAGGCCGCGUGCUCGAUUGUCACUUCAGCCGUGCUGUCUACAAGUGUAUUCUUGGACGUUCGGUAUCUAUCAAGGAUAUGGAGACACUCGACCUCGACUACUACAAAUCUCUCCUCUGGAUGCUCGAGAACGAUAUCACUGACAUCAUCACCGAAACUUUCGCCGUGGAGACUGAUGACUUUGGCGAGAAGCAAGUGAUCGAUCUUGUGGAAAAUGGAAGCAAUAUCCCGGUCACUCAAGAAAACAAGGAGGAGUACGUGCAGCGCGUCGUGGAUUAUCGUCUCGUGCGAUCCGUUAAGGAGCAGCUCGACAAUUUCCUCAAGGGGUUCCAUGAGAUCAUCCCAGCAGAUCUGAUCUCGAUUUUCAAUGAACAAGAACUUGAGUUGUUGAUUUCCGGCCUUCCCGAGAUUGAUGUGGACGACUGGAAGGCUAAUACCGAGUAUCACAACUACUCGGCCUCGUCGCCUCAAAUCCAGUGGUUCUGGCGUGCCGUUCGCUCAUUUGACAAAGAAGAGCGGGCUAAGCUGCUACAAUUUGUCACCGGAACGAGUAAGGUGCCACUCAACGGCUUCAAGGAGCUUGAAGGUAUGAAUGGAGUUAGUAGAUUCAACAUUCACCGCGAUUACGGCAAUAAGGAUCGCCUUCCAAGCGCGCACACAUGUUUCAACCAGCUUGAUCUUCCGGAAUACGAAAGUUAUGAGACUCUGAGACAACGGCUGUAUACUGCCAUGACUGCCGGUAGCGAAUACUUCGGGUUCGCAUAG